Molecule: messenger RNA, 3280 nt
Organism: Hyaloscypha bicolor E
Lineage: Eukaryota; Fungi; Ascomycota; Leotiomycetes; Helotiales; Hyaloscyphaceae
Exons: 2
Coding region: 228-3239 (1003 amino acids)
Cellular component (GO): cytosol
Source: RefSeq, a predicted model, not a curated record
UGCGAUAUUGUGCACCCUCGCAUCUAUCAAGUGAAAAACUUCACUUCAAACACAUUUCUACUAUGAUUUAUCAAACCUUUGGUGUCCUUUUGGUCUCCAAGCCCAUUUGUAAUUAGCCAAAGCUAUCACCAGAAUCUUCAACCUAACCGACCUCGCCGAAUUUCUUCCGGACAUCAAACUCGCACCUUCUCCAAAAAGUCUCAGCCCUCGUACCUUCCCCAAACACCAUGUAUUGCAUCGAAUGCGGGCAAAUCUUGCCCUCGAUCCUCACCAACUCAACCAUCUGCAGCAAAUGCAAAACACCAGUCGCCACCUGGUGGGACGAGACCUCGAAGACCUUCCGCACGAACCGCGAAUCCAUCCUGCCUGACCCCGGCCCGAAGACCGCAGCCUCUGGUGCAUCGCCAUUCUAUAUCGAGGAGAAGGAGAGGGUCAGGAUGAAGGCCAGGGUCAAUACGCAGAGCGAGGAGGAGCGGGUGUUUAAUGGAGCUCUCGUGGUGCUGGAGAUGCAUUUUGAGCGGCCGAGCACGUAUAUGCGGGAGACGAUGGGGGAGGCGAAGAAGAUGGUUACCAAGACUUUAGACCUGUCUCUCAAUAAAGCAGAAGUCAGAGAGACGUUGGCCAAGAACGUGGAUAUCUGGAAACACCUGCAGAAAAUCUUCACCGCUGCGACAUCGCUGCUGGAGACGAGAAGCUUGAUGAAAGUGGAGGGAGCGGGGGAGGAAGAAAGCGGCGGACGCCCGAACGGGCAUCACCAUGAUGUGAGCGAGAGUGCAGAGCUGAUCCUGAAGAAUUAUGAAGUGUUGAGGGAGGACUUGCAUUAUUUGAAUAAUUUGCUGGUUAUUAGCAGGAAUAUGUUGGCGAUUAAGGAGACGGCGCAGGAGAUUUGUAAGGCGGUGGGAUUUGAUAGGGAGGUGCACCGCCUUAUUGUGCUGUGUGUCAAUGUGACGAGUAAGGGUUAUGAUGGGGAGAAUGUGGAUGAGGCUAGGAGGGUCAAAUUGAAUGAGAUUACGGAACUUUACAAGAAACUCCUGGUUACUUGCUUGCAGCAUACACACAACUGGACGAUGGGAAACGAUCGGUUUAAGAUGUCCUUUUGGUUCGAGAUGCUAUUCGAUGACGAGAUGAAGAACGAACCGAUACACGAGAUGCCUCCGGAUGAUUUGAAUGUGGAGAAGGUCCACCAGGAAGUUCAGAACUGGCUUUCACGGCAUAGGAAGAAGGACCCUUUAGCCGCCAAACUUCUGCAAGCAUAUCAGGACCAGGUGCCUACUGGAUACACGCCUGGCCCUCUCCCGGAAGUAGAAAAUUGGAUCAAUACAGAGAACAUUGCGGAAUCUACUUCUCCUGUUUGGAAGCCGGAUAUGCAAGAUAAAUUCGAGCAAGACAGGCUAUACGCCAGGGUUUCACAUGAAAUCGAUAUCUGGUGGAAGAAAGUCCGAGAUGCGAAUUUCGAUGGCUGGGUGGUGCCGAUGGAGACGGUAGAGGGUGCUGUUGAGCGGGCUGAGGCGUGCAAGAAGAAUGCCAUGCAUCGGUAUAUGCCUCGCUCGCAGGAUCAACAAUACGAAUUGGAUGACCAGCAGUUCAAUCAUCUGCGGGAACCUCCGGCGGAUGACGGGAGUGUUGGUCCAGACGAAACCGAUGAUCGAUCAAUCCAAGGUGACAAUGGCCUGGAUGACGAUGAGGAAGAGGAGGAAGAUGAUGAGUCCUAUGCCGAAGGUCCAUUACGCGGAUUGCUGACCGAGAUCCCUAAUAUCUUGGACACGAAGCAAAUUGAAGCUUUGCACAUGACUGUUAAAGCUUGUAUCGUCGACUCGAUGGGCUCCGGGCUUACACCAGCUGGAGAGAAUCUCCAGAAAACGAGGUGCAAGAUGUUUCUGGCUUUGGAUUGUGGCAGGAACCUGCUCCGAGAAUUGUUGGUCUUUAUUGCUGUUUGGGAACAGAAUGACCAACAAUUCAUAUUCCAGAUUACUGCUCAAAUAAUUGAGUCUUUCCACCACAACGCCUUGCUGCCGUUCGCCUGGAAUUGUCUGAGAAUUUUGAAGGAUAUCGUAUCGCCAGCACAGACCGUUCUCCUCCGCCUGAUCAAUUAUAUGUUCCGAGCUCGCAAGGAGAGUCCCAUCUACGCGGAUGUGAAGGACUAUAACCGCGAUGCAAAGCUCAUCCACUUCCUCUACAACUAUUUCAGAUGUCGCGUUGUGCCAGAUUGCUUGGCUCUCCUUCAUGCACAGGCUCAAAUCAGACAGAAUGCUCGAGCCGCAGCCGAUUUCCCUGUUGAUUUAUGGGAUAUGGAAAGGGCUAAGGAUGGACUCUCACAAUACCUAGAUUUCAUCUCAGUCAUCGCUGAGAUACCUGAGAUGCGCCACUUACUCAUCGAGUGGGAAACCGCCUACGAGAUGGUUGCUCUUCUGAAAGCACUCGAAGCAGGAGUGGCUCGAAAGAACAUCGACGAAAGGCCAAUGCCAGGACAAUCAGGCCCAGCUCGUCGCCCUCCCUCCUCGAUACCAGCCGUUGAUCGCCACGAACCCCCAACACAAGACGCCAACUCGACCCAAUACCAAGACACGCCCCACCGCUUCCCGUGGGCCGGCAUCAAGAUCCAAAUACUAAUCAUCCUCACCUCCCUCAUCGCACCCAAUAACACCCGCCGCCAAGGACCGGGCAACCCGAUUGUGCAGAAACAGCUCCUAGCGCACGAAGGUAUCAUGCCCCUUCUCAACUGCUGCGUCUACGAUGGGCACAACGAGUAUCUCAAAGAGCGGGCAACACUCACUAUCAAAUUCCUGAUGGAAGGCUGCAAAGAAGCGCAAGAUUUCGUCAAAGAACUCGUGCCUGUCAAGCAAGCUCAAGCACAAGCUCAGGCCGCUGCUCGCGCCGCACAAGAAGCCUCCCAAUCCUCUGCCUCUAACGCCUCCUCAUCCAAGGCCGUAGAUCCUGGAACUGGCAUGCCUCGACAAACAGCCAAAGCACCACCAGGGAGCGCGCCGUACGUCGCGAACAAGAACGCCAUCGCCGCUGCUAAGGCGCAAGCGCUGGCCCAUGCGAAGGAAAGUGGCAUUACGCUUGGAGCGAGUGAUGUUGAGAAGAAGAUGCGGGAAUUUGAGAGGAACAUCAGGAGUUUGAAGGUUGGUAAGGAGCUGAGGGAGAAGGAGGAGGAGGCGUCUGCUAGUGCCGCUGCGAAAGAGGGGAGGGAGAAGAAGAGGGAGGUGAAGAUUGAGUUUAUUAGUGCUAGGAAGUAGGCACUGGGUUCAAACGGAUAGGAGAGGUUGAAAAGGUUGGG